AUGGGCGCGACGCUCCUGCAUGCGGUGGCUUCGCUCCUGACCAGGCUGCAGCGGGCGGCGCGGAGGAUGGCCGCCGGUGCCGGUGGGGGUGGUAAUAAGGGCUCGCCGCGAGCCCAGGCCGUCGUGGUGCCGUGGAAGAAGACCUCCUCGCUGGCGCCGUCGUCUAGCACGACCAAGGAGGCCGCCGAGCCCGGGGUGUGGAGGAAGGAGAUCCUCAUGGGGGAGCGCUGCCAGCCGCUCGACUUCUCCGGGGCCAUCUACUACGACGCCGAGGGCCGCCGCCUCGCGCAGCCGCCGCCGCCCAGGUCGCCCAUGCGCAGCCCGCUCCCGGCGUCGCCCAGGCUCGCCGCCGCCCACGCCCGCGCCUACUAG
Molecule: messenger RNA, 372 nt
Organism: Miscanthus lutarioriparius
Lineage: Eukaryota; Viridiplantae; Streptophyta; Magnoliopsida; Poales; Poaceae
Source: the annotation of a GenBank genome assembly